CCUUUCAAAAAAAAAAAAAAAAAAAGUUAAAUUCAAGUACUCAACUACAACUGGUUUUUUAGUCCACCAUUUCCAUUGCCUGUCGUUGUUUCUUCGGCGAUCAUGAACAUCAAACAUCAUUUGCUUUAUCUCCUGAUCCUCUUCCCCUUGUUGCUCCAGUCGCCACCGGCUUCCGCCGUGAGUUUCAUCUUCAACUCCUUUAACUCCACCUCCGUAUCACUCUAUGGCAACGCCACCAUCCAAUCCAACAUCCUCACCCUCACUAACUCUACUCCUUCUCAGAUUGGGCGUGCCCUUUACCCACAAAAGAUCCCCAUGAAAAAAGCCUCAUUGCUGAUCCCCUUCUCCACCUCCUUCAUCUUCGCCAUGGUGCCCACACAAAACGUUCUUCCUGGACAUGGUUUCGUGUUUCUAUUCACGCCUGUCACCGGAAUUCAGAAUGCAAACUCAGCUCAAAAUCUUGGUCUACUUAGCAGAGAGGUUGAUGGGAACUCAAGCAAUCAUGUCUUUGGUGUUGAAUUUGAUGUGUUUAGGAACGAAGAGUUUGGAGAUAUCAAUGGUAAUCAUGUUGGGAUCGAUGUGAACUCUUUAUCAUCUGUUAAUUCACGUGAACCUGGGGAUCCAGAUGGCGGUGGGGGUUACAGAACCAUGCAACUUAACGAUGGUAGAAACUAUCAGGUUUGGAUAGAAUAUAGUAAUUUUAGGAUCUCUGUAAAUAUAGCUCCUGCAGGUAUGGAAAGGCCCUCAUCUUGUUUCAUAUGCGCCCCCUUGAAUCUUUCAGAUGUUUUUGAAGAUGAAAUGUAUGUGGGAUUUACUGCUGGUACAGGGAGAUUGACUCAAAGUCACAAGAUCCUAAGUUGGAGCUUUAACAACACAGAUGAUGAUUUAUGGAAUGACGGUCUGAUAACAGAAGGGCUGCCUUCAUUUGUGCUUCCUGGUGGUGAGCGUAAUAAUCCGUCAACAGGGUUAAUUGUUGGUUUACCAUUGGGGAUUUUCUUUGUUUUGUUGACUUGUGGUGUGGUUAGUUUUACCUGGAUCAAGAAUAGGAGGAGAUUAGCGAAAGAAAAAUCUGAAAUGGAGGAAGAGUAUUUAGAUCAAAUGCCAGGAAUGCCGACUCGGUUUUCUUAUGAACAACUGAAUACAGCCACAGAGAAUUUUUGUAAAAAGCUUGGUGAAGGAGGAUUUGGAUCAGUUUUCGAAGGGAGUCUUAAAGAUGGGUCAAAGAUUGCAGUAAAAUGCCUUGAAGGUCUUUCUCACAUUAAGAAAUCAUUCCUAGCUGAGGUUGAGUCCAUUGGUAGCAUUCACCAUGUUAAUCUGGUUAGACUUAGAGGAUUCUGUACAUGGAAAACACAACGUUUUCUCGUGUAUGAUUUCAUGAGUAACGGGUCAUUAGAUAAGUGGAUCUAUCAUGGAAAUCAAGAGCAUAUAUUAGAUUGGAAAUGCAGAAAGAAAAUCAUUCUUGAUAUAGCCAAAGGUUUAGCAUAUCUCCAUGAAGAAUGUAGGCAAAAAAUCAUCCACCUUGAUAUCAAACCUCAAAACAUACUCCUAGACGACGAUUUCAAUGCCAAGGUAUCUGAUUUCGGGCUGUCUAAGCUAAUAGAUAGAAAUCAAAGCCAAGUGAUGACUACGAUGAGAGGAACCCCUGGGUAUCUGGCUCCAGAAUGGUUGAGCUCGGUUAUCACAGAAAAGGUGGAUGUGUACAGCUUCGGAAUCGUCCUCUUAGAGAUCCUAAGUGGCAGAAAGAAUUUUGAUAGAUCUCAGCCAGAAGAAAGUUGGCACUUACUCCGUGUUUUUCAAAAGUGCUGGGAGCAAGAAACGUUGUUGGAUAUGAUUGACAUGAACAGUGAAGAUAUGCAAAUGAACAGUACAGAAGUGGUGGAGAUGUUGAAUAUGGCAUCAUGGUGUUUGCAGACCAAUUACACGCAAAGGCCUUCAAUGUCAAUUGUGGUUAAGGUGUUAGAAGGAACAACGAAAGUUGAACCAAACUUGGAUUAUAACUUCACAGAUGCAAGACUACAGAAAAACAAUAACCAGGAGAAAGAUUUAACACCAUUGUUGCCGUCUGUUCUAUCUGGUCCAAGGUAAGUAGUUUUAAAUGUUCUUGUGGAUCAAAUCUAUGUUUUUGUAUUUUCUUACUAGACAAAUCGGUCUUCAUUGAUUUUAUUGAAUCCGUGUGCAUGUGAUUACCAUUUUGUGUUUUUAUUUUAAUAAUUUACCUUACGUCCA
Molecule: messenger RNA, 2226 nt
Organism: Helianthus annuus (common sunflower)
Lineage: Eukaryota; Viridiplantae; Streptophyta; Magnoliopsida; Asterales; Asteraceae
Product: L-type lectin-domain containing receptor kinase VII.1-like
Exons: 1
Coding region: 103-2085 (660 amino acids)
Biological process (GO): protein phosphorylation
Molecular function (GO): protein kinase activity; carbohydrate binding; ATP binding
Source: RefSeq, a predicted model, not a curated record